AUGUCUAAUGACCACAAUAAGAUAAGGGCGGCUCCGAUCAACGGGAUACAAAAAGAUAUUUUGGUGGAGUUUAUGCAGCAACAUGAAGAUCUACAAAGCGCGAAGUUUACAAAAGAGUUUACUUUCAAAAAAGCCCAACAUCUUUGGAACGAAAUCGCCCUAAAACUAAAUGCUGUUCCAGGAGGGGCCCAUAAAGAGUGGAAGAUGUGGCGUAAAACUUGGCAGGACUUAAAGAAAAAUGUCAAGUUAAAGGCUACAAAAGACAAAUUGUACCUACAUGGAACAGGAGGGGGGCCAGAAAAUGUCACCAUUCUGGACAAUACAGAGAACACUAUACUAGAAAUGAUUCCAAAGGUAUCAACAUUUGGAGAAGCAAGUGUCGCCAUUCCAAAUGCUUACUUUGAUUUUGGUGAGACUGAAGUAGUAGUUGUAGAUGAGGCUGUAAUGCAAAAUAAAGAAAAUACUGAUAUGGAAAACUGGGACAAAUCGAUACAGGAUCAACAUGAAAUGGAUCAUGGAUAUGCUUUGCAGCCUGAACCAACAACCAGUACACCUUUAAAUAAAAAGUUUAAAGUAGUUACAAAAACUAGAAGGCUCGAACAUUCAUUAAAAAAUUGUCAGAAGUUGGUCAAAGUCGAGGAAGCAAAAAAAGACAUUGUGGAGAAUUAUUAUAAAGAAAAAAUCAGGUUUUAUCAAAAUAGAACAAAGUACCAAGCUGAAAAAUUAAUAUUACUUAAAAAAUCCAAUGAACUGCAGAAUGAAUCCAAUCUAGUUAAAAAAGAGAUUUUAAAAGAACUUGUAAACAUGAAACAUAUAAUAACAAAAGAUAUUUAA
Molecule: messenger RNA, 834 nt
Organism: Ceutorhynchus assimilis (cabbage seed weevil)
Lineage: Eukaryota; Metazoa; Arthropoda; Insecta; Coleoptera; Curculionidae
Source: the annotation of a GenBank genome assembly